AUGUCGCAGCUUAGUGUGCCUAGGAGCCAAGAGUGGCCGCUAUCAUCUCUUCCGUCUACCCACCUGGCAUCUUAUUCCAUCUCCUCACGGGCACAUCAGCCUUCAGAGUCUGAGCUGGCGCAGGUUGCUCAGCUGUCGUCCCGUGUCAAUUACCCCUAUGACCGUCUUGGGAGUAUUCAUCUCGAUAGAAACAAAGAGCGCGAGAACACGCAUGAGCAAAUGCCUGCACUGCCGUCUUUUCAAGCCUUACAGCGCUCAGUCGAUCAACCACAGUUGGAAAAGUCGUCAAGAGGGAACCGACGUUCUCGACACUUCAAAUGA
Molecule: messenger RNA, 321 nt
Organism: Purpureocillium takamizusanense
Lineage: Eukaryota; Fungi; Ascomycota; Sordariomycetes; Hypocreales; Ophiocordycipitaceae
Exons: 2
Coding region: 1-321 (106 amino acids)
Source: RefSeq, a predicted model, not a curated record